Messenger RNA from Cuscuta epithymum, 771 nucleotides. The record is from the annotation of a GenBank genome assembly. Lineage: Eukaryota; Viridiplantae; Streptophyta; Magnoliopsida; Solanales; Convolvulaceae.
UACGCCGACGCAAUCGCAUUUUUUGCAUUUGUUGAGACUACUCUGCGUUUUUGGAAAGCCUAAAGCGAAAGGAAAAGAGAUUCCGAUGGACUCCUCAACAGCGAUUCGGAGAAGCGGCGGCGGCCUCCUCGAAGGCCUCUACAGAGUUAUUAUGCGGCGCAACUCCGUCUAUGUGACCUUCGUCAUCGCCGGUGCUUUCAUCGGUGAACGGGCAGUGGACUAUGGAGUUAAGAAGAUCUGGGAGAACAACAAUGUUGGGAAGCGUUACCAAGAUAUUCCAGUUUUGGGACAGAGGCCAACUGAAUGAACUGGGCCAGAGUGAAGCAAAUCUCAGAUUGAUGAUAUUGAAUAAACGUCCUACCGAGUAUUAGUGUGCGCCUCCAUGCAAGCCAAUGAGACUGCAUUUUAUACUUUUCUUGUCUUCCCUUGCAAAUGCUUUCUAUUCAUACUUAUUCUUAAAAGUAUUGCUCUGUUGAAACAACUUUGCUAUAGGUACCCCCAUUUUGUACCCCACUCUAUUUGUGUGGCUCACAAAAGCCUAACACAUUAAAUCACAUUAAAUGAAUUGCUCCAUUUUAAUGAAGUGCAUUUGUGAGCCACAAAUAUAGGGGGUGGGUGCACAAUGGGGUACAAAAUGGGGUAGCAAUAGCAUUUUUGCUGUUAAAAUGUAGAAGCGCAUACAUUCUGCUCAUUUCUGCUGGUCCAUUUCAGACGUGUGUUUGCGGUGCCCGGCAUGUGUUCUUCAUAAUUGAUUUUUCUCAUUGCCUUGCA